Molecule: messenger RNA, 1597 nt
Organism: Diospyros lotus (date-plum)
Lineage: Eukaryota; Viridiplantae; Streptophyta; Magnoliopsida; Ericales; Ebenaceae
Product: transcription factor bHLH103-like
Exons: 10
Coding region: 447-1316 (289 amino acids)
Biological process (GO): regulation of transcription by RNA polymerase II
Cellular component (GO): nucleus
Molecular function (GO): RNA polymerase II cis-regulatory region sequence-specific DNA binding; DNA-binding transcription factor activity, RNA polymerase II-specific; protein dimerization activity
Source: RefSeq, a predicted model, not a curated record
CUUCGUUCUAGAAGGAGAUUUGCGUUUGAUAGGAAGAAAAUGGUGGUUGAGCUUCGAGUUAUAAUUUUAUUGAAUUCUCAUGUCGUUUGCGUGUUUGUUGGGACGGUCCUCUUCUUCUUCUCGAAAACAAGUCAAAAGGAUCCGAAAGCGAAAUCAAAGGAAAACUUGCUCUUUCACAGCCGCCCUUCCCGCAUAAACUACCUAUUUUUCUGCUAAAUCUUCUCCCUACGUUAUGUCCUUUUCUCCCAUGCACUAAACAAAGCUGUGACCUUGAAUACCCACCUCUUUGACUAAAAUGGAAACCCUUCACCUCCCUUGUUUCAAUUCCAAUCUUAAAAUGCCUAUAUAUAUACCUUCAGUGCCGGUGACCAAUGUAAACAAGUUAAGCUGCUUCCUGCUCCGGUUCUCUAUAAAUUUUAAUCGAAGCUUUGCAGAAGGGCUUUGUAAUGGAGAACGUCGUUUUACCGUCGGUUUCGACACAGAGUUACAGCUACGCUUACAGUGACCAGCCUGUCUCAGACAUCCAGCCGAUGCAGAUGGACAGCAUAGUAUCAAAUGUUUACGGAAGCAGCAUUUGCACUGAGCCGGAAGUAUACAGUCACUUUAGCUGGCAAAAAUCUGGAGCCUUUGCCAUUCCUCCUCAAUCUCCCAUUUACCAUCGACCAGGAUCAUCGACGAUAAUGACAACCAAAAGACUAGAUUGCCCUUACCUAGGAGCAAGUAAUCUAAUGUCAGAAUUAAGCUGUGAUAGUAUUACACCUCACCGGCCAUUGUCUUUUUGCGAGAAGGUCUCGGUUCCACAAUGUGAAACUGAGCCAAUCAAACAGUGCAUCAUCUUUGACAACCCUAGCCAGGCCAGAAAUGAAAGAAAACGUCCAUUCGAGCUUGGUAAUGGGGGAUUGAAUGAGCUGGUUAACACUAAAGCUGCUCGGAGCGAGUUGACGACAAGCAAGAAGAAGUCUGCAGGCUUUGAAGAGCAAUGGGAUAAUCAAGUCAAGGAAGAAUCAAGGGAGAUCCAAAGACAGAGAGCGCCAGUUAGGAGAAGCCAGAAGCUCAGUCAGAAGGUCACUGCUCUUCAGAAACUGGUCUCUCCCUACGGCAAGGCUGACACAGCCUCGGUACUGCAAGAGGCAUCCAUUUCUAUCAAGGUACUUCAAGAUCAAAUUCAGAAAUUGUUUGGAACGUUGACUGCCUCAAACAGAAGCAGCAACUCUCUUGAUCUGCAGAGAUCGAAAAGUAGUCGAGUCGAUCUUCGAAGCAGGGGGCUUUGCCUUGUUCCAAUAUCAUUUACAGAGAAGUUGGCAUUUGACAAAUGAAAUCCAAGCUGGUUUUCAGCUUGCUCACUUAUGGAGAACUGCCAUACCGGGAAACAUAUAAUAGUAGUUACCAGAUAACAUCUUUUCUGUCUUCUUCUUCUUCUUCUUCUUCCAUCACUCAUUCACUCUCCUGUAACAAUCUCUAUAUCAAUCAAACCUAAUGACGAUGAAACCAUUACUUAGCAAAUGCUUGAUUUUAGGAUCUAAAAUUGUUUUACAGUACAAAAAUGUGAGAAAAAAAAAAAAAGUUAUACAUGUAACCAUAAUCAUGGAUGCUCAAG